AUGCCUGGGAUCAGCAUCAAUGGCUCAAAUGGCGUGAGCCUUCGUAGACCAGACCGCUUCCUCAUCUGGGGCGGUCACGGCUGGAUCGCCGGCCUUCUGAAAGACCUCCUCAUCCGUCAAGGAAAAGAAGUCUACACCACGACAAUCCGCAUGGAAGAUCGCGAGAAUGUCGGCAAAGCACUUCAAGUCUUUAAACCUACGCAUGUUCUCAACGCUGCGGGCUGUACGGGUCGACCCAACGUCGAUUGGUGCGAGGAUAACAAGGCGCAGACCGUGCUCUCGAAUGUCAUCGGGACUUUGACGCUUGCGGAUGAGUGUUCUCGGCGAGGGAUCCAUUGUACUGUUUUUGCGACUGGGUGUAUUUAUCAGUAUGAUGAGGAGCAUCCUGUUGGAGGGCCUGGAUUUAAGGAGACUGAUGCUCCGAACUUUGAUGGGAGCUUUUACUCUAUGACAAAGGCUCACGUUGAACCUAUCUUGGCCAGCUUUGACAACAUCUUGAUUCUCCGUCUUCGCAUGCCAGUUAGCGAUGAUCUCAACCCGCGAAACUUCGUCACCAAGAUCUCCCAAUAUAAAUUCGUCGUCGACAUACCCAAUAGCAACACCAUUCUUCACGACCUCCUCCCUGCAUCUAUCAUCCUUGCUGAGAACAAAGAUACCGGAGUUUAUAACUUUACGAACCCCGGUGCCAUCUCACAUAACGAGGUGCUCGGCUUGUUCAAAGAGAUCGUACGACCGGCGUUCACGUGGAAGAACUUUAGUAUUGAGCAGCAGGCGAAGGUGAUCAAGGCUGGACGGAGUAAUUGCCAGUUGGAUACUACUAAGUUGGUGAAGAAGAUGAAGGGGUAUGGGUAUGAGAUUCCCGAGGUGCAUGCGGCGUACAGGCAGUGCUUUGAGAGGAUGAAGGCCGCGGGGGUUCAGUAG
This is a messenger RNA of Fusarium mangiferae, 921 nucleotides long. RefSeq lists its product as uncharacterized. The record is from RefSeq and is a predicted model, not a curated record. The transcript has 2 exons. Gene Ontology annotation, cellular component: methionine adenosyltransferase complex. NCBI's taxonomy places the organism in Eukaryota, Fungi, Ascomycota, Sordariomycetes, Hypocreales, Nectriaceae. Bases 1 to 921 code for a protein of 306 amino acids. Gene Ontology annotation, biological process: S-adenosylmethionine biosynthetic process. Gene Ontology annotation, molecular function: methionine adenosyltransferase regulator activity.